Musa acuminata subsp. malaccensis (wild Malaysian banana) is the source of this 801-nucleotide messenger RNA. The record is from RefSeq and is a predicted model, not a curated record. Lineage: Eukaryota; Viridiplantae; Streptophyta; Magnoliopsida; Zingiberales; Musaceae.
AACAGCUUUCACAAGAUGUUGGGUGCUAAAGGUGGCGCGCUGCCGUUGGCUUCCUUGAAUCACAUCUCCUUGGUCUGCAGAUCAGUGGAGAGAUCACUUGACUUUUACCAGAAUGUGCUCGGCUUCCUCCCCAUCAGGAGGCCGGGAUCCUUCGAUUUUACUGGUGCCUGGUUGUUCAACUACGGAAUCGGCAUCCACUUAUUGCAAUCUGAAGACCCCGAGAAGAUGCCGAGGAAGAGGGAGAUUAACCCCAAGGACAACCACAUCUCCUUCCAGUGCGAGAGCUUGAGCCUGGUGGAGGGGAAGCUGAAAGAGAUGGGAAUCCCUUACAUCCAACGUCGAGUGGAGGAAGGUGGGAUCUACGUGGACCAGCUAUUCUUCCAUGACCCGGACGGCUUCAUGAUCGAGAUCUGCAACUGCGACAACCUCCCGGUUAUCUCGCUUUCCGGGGAGCCCAUCAUGGCCUGCAAGAGAGUGAUGAGCCUUUUUCCUCAGCAACAGCAGCAGCAGGCGGCGCUCCAGCUGUAGCCAAGCAGCAACGACAAAUGGUGCUGCAGUGUGCGCCACCAUCCAUCCAUGCAUGUCAAGGAUGCGUCCUGCGCAUGCAGACGAUUGCCUUCUGUAUACCUACCGAGUCUUUCGCGCAUUUGGAAUUCUCCUUUGUAGUAGCAAUAAAGGUUGUAUCAGUCUGUGGACAGGCUGCGACUUCGUAAUGUAAUGUUCAUCAUCUUUUGGAUGAGAAUGCAACUUCUACGUCUAAUUCUUUCCACGACGAUGACAGGAAUCUGAUUAUAUUUCCUA